CGCCAAGGUUCGAUCACCGUUGCUUUCCCACGCUGUUGCUGUGUUCCACCCAUCAUGUUUGGGAUUCCCAAGUAUUUUGGCUGGAGAGGCCGAGCCCUCAACCUGGCUAUCAGUUCCCUGGGUAGUCUUGAUUUCCUUCUUUUCGGAUACGAUCAGGGUAUCACCGGAGGUCUCCUCGACCUGCCGUCUUUCAUCAAGUAUUUCCCCAGCAUCGAUGACAAGGAUCCCGCUGUUCAAGACUUUCCCGCCCUGAAAUCGCAGCGCGCGACAAAUCAAGGCAUUGCGGUAGCGUCGUACAACUUGGGAUGUUUCCUCGGAUCGAUCAUCACUAUCUUCGUCGGCAACCCGCUAGGCCGUCGCAAGACGAUCUUCAUCGGGUGUGUCACCAUGGCCACCGGGGCUAUCCUGCAGUGUACCGCAUUUGAUCUACCGCAUUUCGUUGUCGGCCGAAUCGUUACUGGUAUCGGGAACGGCAUGAACACAAGUACGGUUCCAACAUGGCAAUCCGAAUCGUCCAAGGCCCACGAUCGCGGCAAGAUGGUCAUGAUUGAGGGUAUGCUGAUUACAGCCGGCAUUACUCUCAGUUACUGGAUCAAUUUUGCUUUUGCGCAUAUCGGCGACCUGGAGGUUGCAUGGCGGUUUCCGCUGGCUUUCCAGAUUAUCUUCGCCGUCGUCAUCUUCUGCUCCAUUCUCAACCUGCCCGAGUCGCCGCGUUGGCUUGUCAUGCAAGGCCGCAAUGAAGAGGCGAUGGAAAUCCUUGCUGCUUUAUCCGAGUCGUCGGUCGAUGAUCCGCUGAUUCUGACCGAGUUAAACGCUAUUCGGGAGACGGUGGUGGAAAUGAACAAAGGCUCCUAUCGCAGUCUGUUCGAUAUGAGCGAGUAUCGUGAAUUCCAUCGCGUCGCGCUCGCCUAUAUCAACCAGAUGUUCCAGCAGAUUUCCGGCAUCAAUCUGAUCACUUACUAUGCUCCGAAGCUGUACGCCGAUAUUGGUCUCGGCAAGGGUAACCAGCCCAAGUUGCUGGCUGCGUGCAACGGCACAGAGUACCUCAUGGCGGCAUUCAUUCCCAUCUUCAUCAUUGAGAAAGUCGGACGUCGUCCGCUGAUGCUUUUCGGGGCUGCUGGCAUGUCCUUGUCGAUGGCUGUCCUCGCCGGUACCAACUAUCGACUGACCCACCUCGGCGACACACAGGCCGGUAUUGGCCAGGCUGUGUUCCUGUUCGUCUUCAAUACUUUCUUCGCUAUCGGCUGGUUGGGAAUGACAUGGCUGUAUCCUGCUGAGAUUGUGCCACUGCGAAUCCGUGCUCCGACCAACGCCCUCUCCACGAGUGCCAACUGGAUCUUCAACUUCAUGGUCGUCAUGAUCACCCCCGUCGCAUUCGCGAACAUCGGAUACAAGACCUACGUGAUCUUCGCUGUCAUCAACGCCUUCAUCUUCCCCGUCGUGUACUUCUUCUUUCCCGAAACCCGCUAUCGCUCCCUCGAGGAAAUGGACAACAUCUUCAAGAAGAGCUCAAGCAUCUUCGACGCUGCGAAGAUCUCCAUCAAGGAGCCCUACCGCUACGACAAGCACGGCAACCUCAAGCCCGAGUACCUCGAGGAGGCCCUCCGGCGCACGAGCGUCACCGUCCACGUCGACCAUACCAAGCUGGAGAGCGACGAGAGUGCGACUGAGGUUAAGGCUUGAGAUGUACUAGUUAGGACCGGAUCAGCAUCUCGUGUGUGUUUUGAGUCGACUGUAUAACUUUUUUGCAUCUACCCUAUACCCUGCGCGGAGGUGUAAUCUGUCACGGACUGUUGACUUGCUGAAUAUUUACCUAUUCUUUUCUUUCAUUCGUGUCUAUCCCUUCUGUUAUUAAUUGGGUUUUUUCCCUUCGUCUGUAUCUAGAUGCAGUGAUAGUUUGAUACCAUGUUUUUGUGUUGAUGUUGAG
This is a messenger RNA of Aspergillus campestris IBT 28561, 1927 nucleotides long. Its product is annotated as sugar porter family MFS transporter. The record is from RefSeq and is a predicted model, not a curated record. Gene Ontology annotation, molecular function: carbohydrate:proton symporter activity. Gene Ontology annotation, cellular component: membrane. Gene Ontology annotation, biological process: transmembrane transport; carbohydrate transport. The coding region runs from base 55 to 1683 and encodes 542 amino acids. The transcript has 7 exons. NCBI's taxonomy places the organism in Eukaryota, Fungi, Ascomycota, Eurotiomycetes, Eurotiales, Aspergillaceae.